GCUUUUGCCUUGGGACUGGAGCGCCGUCAUCCCCGGCACGCUCGACUCCAGCCGCGUCACCCGGGAGCUCCAAGCCACGCUUUUCAGCGUGGAUUGGGGCAUGAAGGGUGUGAAGCCGCGGCGGCUGCAGCUUUGGAGCCAUGCCUCUUCCGGCUUGCCCUUGUCUUUGGAGGCCAUCUCGACGCGGGAGAGCGGGCUCGUCGUCUACUCGUCCGAGUCCUUGUCGGGCAGCAC
This is a messenger RNA of Durusdinium trenchii, 234 nucleotides long. Lineage: Eukaryota; Dinophyceae; Suessiales; Symbiodiniaceae. The record is from the annotation of a GenBank genome assembly.